AUGGCCACAGAAAUAGAAGCAGAGAAUGACUACAAACAAGACUCAGCCGAGACCGCUGAAUGCCCUGUGUCCGAGACCACGCCUACGGAUGAGAAAGCGGUCGAUCGAAGCGAUAAAUCCGGUAAUACAGACCUUUGGCAGAGAGCUUUUGACGAACCGAGUGAGGGUUUAAAAGGACGGCUGCGCGAGAACGAAGCUAUAUCUCCGGCAAAUGCCAUUGAAGAAGUCAUCAAUAGCACAAAAGUGAGCUUUGAAGCAUAUCAAAAUGGAGGACUGAAGUUCAAGAAGUACGAUGGCAAAGAAGUCAAUGUUCACGAUGUGGCCAGAAAGAUUCUCAUGUUGGCUAUUCAAUGUUCAGAUAUUAUCAAAGGCCUAGCAGCCUUUGAUCCUAGUAACCAUGCUUCAAGCGCGUGGGGAAUCGUCUCGCUUGGAUUGACGAUGGCCAAAAAUUUCAUGGAUCAAAGAGAAGCUGCCUUCAAAUCAUCAGAAUUCCUUGCUGAUAUCCUGGCCCGAUACGUUAUACUGGAUGGUUAUUGUCGCACAAAGAAGCUACCAAGCUCUGUUGGGCUCGAUGAUGCUAUUGUAAAAGUGUACAAAGCAAUUCUCGAGUAUACAGCGGAGGUGAAAAAGCGACAGAGCGCAAGCGUUUUGAGGAACAGUGUCUUUCCACUUUCCGACACAGAAUUGAACAAUCUCCUGUCGACCGUGCAGGAUCAGGACCAGAAAGUCAGCAAUUGGAGUCAAAUCAACCAUUACAUAUAUCAAAGUACCAAGGGGGACGAAAUACUCGCCAGUAUCGGAAAGGUCCAUCAGAAUACAGAGAUAAUCAAAGUCAAAGUCAAUUUGGACCAACAGCAUAAAAUUCUUACGUGGCUGUCUGAUAUACAAUAUUCUUAUACUCAGAAUGAUCACCAGAAUGUUCGAACAGACAACACUGGUGAUUGGCUUUUGAGUUCGGGUGAAUAUAGAAAAUGGAAGGCUACACCAGGCAAAACUCUGGCGCUAUAUGGACCUGCUGGCUGCGGAAAAUCGAUUCUUUGUUCUACCGUCAUUAAAGAUAUUGAAAAAGAUUGCAGCAAUAAUCCGUCCAGUAUAUUUUCCUACUGGUACUUCCAAUUCAACCUCAACGAGACUCAAAAUGUGAAAAACAUGACUAGAAGCAUUAUUCGACAACUGAUACCUGAGGAGUUUCCAAGAUCACUUGUCAAUCUAUGGAAAGAACAUGAUCGUCAAAACCGUGACCCAGACCAAGACGAGUUCUUAACGGUUCUCGAUGAUGUUAUUAACAGUCAUACGGGAGAUCAUGUUUUCCUGAUAUUUGACGCACUCGAUGAAUGUCCUGACAAUGAGGCCUAUGAGAGGAAUAUGCUGUUUCAGGUUCUGAAAGAUCUCAUUGAUAAGCACGGUAAAAAGAUCCAUCUUCUGGCAACAAGUCGAUACGAAGAGAAUAUUCGCUGCCAUCUAGAGGAGAGUUUGAAAAUAGAUCUUGAGGACCGAAUGAACGAUGAUGUUGAGGCUUUUGUCCGCGAUGCCCUCGACCAUGGAAAGCUGAGCAGAUGGAAAAAAGUAAAGGGGGUCAAUGAUCAAAUUUUGGCAAAGCUUUUGGACACAAAGGAACCAAGACGUUUUCGCUGGGCUGACCUACAAAUCAAACGACUUGAAAAAUGCAAAACAAACGCUCAAAUCACGGAAUCACUUGAAACGAUUCCAAAUACGCUAGAAGAAACAUACCACCGAAUCCUUCAAGAGAUCCCUGAAGAUGAACAGGAGUACGCGCGUACAAUACUCACAUGGCUCAGUUUCUCUUUUGAGCCACUUGAGCUAGAGACAGUCGCCGCAGUGGUGGACUUUCCACAUCCUGAGGAUGUUGUUGAAACUUGCACUACCCAUCUGGUGACUGUCAGUCCAUCAACUGGGACCAUCAAACUCGCCCAUUUUUCAGUCAAGGAAUUUUUGGUUGUCUCACAUCCUAAGCAUUGGUAUCAGCUAACUACAAUUGGUGGCCAUAUGGACAUAGCUAAUCGUGUUCUUGACGAUCUGCUUGGUAAAACCGAGCUUCUGAGUAAAACACCUAGACAUGGUCUACAGCUCUCGAAGUAUGCCGCAGACCAUUGGGAUGGACACUUUUCUGAGCUUACUGACUAUGGUGCCAAAUUUCCGGACCUAGACAAAAAGAUAUAUCGCCUGUUCGAAGAGCGCAUAGUCUACUUAAACUGGCGGUACAUGGCUCGAGCUGGGCGUCUGUUGCCACGGUAUAUAGAAAAUGAUGUUGUUGAACCGCCCAUCUACUUGGCCUGUCAUAUGGGCAUCCAAAAUGUUGUUGAGAGACUCCUCUCUCAAGGGGCUAAACCUUGUACAGAAUUUUAUGACAGCGGCGGAUUUAAUUGGAGCACAUUUAGAGCGGCUGGUUGGAAUGGUCAUCUUACUAUCCUAAACCAGUUGUUAGGGAAAAUCGAGAUUUCGGCGAAAAUAGCUGUGGUUAUUGCGAGGUCUAUUGAUCUCAAUAUGGCUUUGCCUGAGGAAGUUGAAGCCCUCCUGAAUAAACUUUUGAGCAGCAAAAGUCUUUAUUCGGGCGCUACGGUUCCUUUGGAUCUAUGGAUCAUCGGUGAUUUUAUAUCAUGGGCACCAGCGGAGGUGGUGGAAUUGCUUUUACAGAUCCGUGGUGAUGAGAUUCAAGUCACAGAGACGUUGUUAAUGAAUGCUGCUGAUGCUGACUGGGAUAAUGAUACAGCGUUUCGCUUGCUGUGGCAGAAAAGGGAGCCUGACAUUGAAAUCACCUCGACAAUUUUGCAGCGUAUCGCAUCCGGGUACAAUGGCUUGAAAUGUAUGGAAGUUGUACUCACGGAAUGCGCCCGAGGCUAUUUUCUUGAACAUGAAGUGCUCCAAGAAGUGGCAAAGUCUAAACAUGGUCUUCCGCUGAUGCGAAUGCUUUUGAACAAACGAGAGGCAGGACUGGUUGCUUUUGAUAUUUCAGAGGCAACAAUGAUAGCAGCUGCUUCUAACCAAGACUGGCCACAACAGAUGAUGGAACUGGUCAUCAACAACGCGGACUCGGAAAUUUUAAUCAACAAGAAGAUUUUAUACUCAGCUAUUAGCAAUUACUUGAAAGGAGAAUCUGCUUUGAAGUAUUUGCUUGGGCAUUAUAAGAAUCUGCCGAUCACGGAGGAAGUAUUGGUAUCAGCCGCUGCUGAUGGAAGACACAACGUACUCAGAUUCCUUUUCAACGAAUUUCCACAUGCUCCAGUGACAGAUCGUGUCUUCAAGGCAACUAAGUCGGGGUUUAAGGUGUUGUCACUCUGGUUAAAAGGAGGCCAUCAUGUACAGGACUGCCAAGUGAUAGGGAGUCUUCUGGAGCAAGGCAUUGUGAGCUUACAGGAAUUGACAGAACUACUUGAUGAAGGGCUAGUUGAAAUCGAUGACAAGCUUGUGGAUGCAGUGGGGAUCCAGAAAGCUCUGAUUAUGGCAUUACACGGGCACUAUGCGAUGGAAAAGCUCUUGGAUUUACGAGGAAAUGACAUCGCAGUCCCCGAAGAGGUUGUAUUGAAGGCUCUGGAUGAAAUCCGGGUGGAUGAUGAGGCCUUUAAAAUGUUGGCCGACCGACUAGGAUCAGCAGUACCACGUACAGAGAAGAUUUUGCGGAAAGCUUUUCUGAAUGAUCAAUCUAAACUCCUGGAUUUGUUGCUGAAAGAUGGGCGAAAUUGGAAUCUUGAAAAUGUUUGGGAUACGAUUCGGCGAGGUGAUAAAGGCGAAUUUGGGUGCAUCGUGAGAGCCGCGAAUGCUCUACUGCAAUAUGGAGAAUUUGAUCUUUCACAGACCUUGUUGGAGUUCCUUCCGUUUCAAGUUGAUAAAUACUUUGGUUAUAAGGACCUUCGCGACUUGGCCAAUCUAUGUGCUGGACGAGACAUAUCAGCCCCCGCUACUGAAAUGCUCGCAGAGAUACUCUUUGGAGGUGCUCCUGAGGACACCAUUUACAUAUGCAUCGAUGGACUGCGUUUAGCAGUACCCACAUCAGAGAAGGUUUGGGAUGCGCUUUGGCAAAAUGAUAUCAGCCUUAUGCACAAAGUGAGGGUUUCAAAGAUUCUUCUGCAAUAUGGACAACUCGAUAUUUCACAGACCCUGCUGAGGUUCCUUCCAAUCCAGGCUGAGAAAUACUCCAGUGAUAGGGACCUUGAUGAGUUGGUUAAUCUAUGUGCUGAACGAGACAUAUCAGCUCCUGCUGCUGAAAUGCUCUCUGCGCUACUUUUUGCAAGGGGCUCGGAGUAUAUAAUCAAGAAAUUUAUUGAACAUAAACCCACUAUCCAACUCACAGAUUACCUUCUUGGGCUUGCGUGUAAGAAUGAACGGAUAGACACGACGGUUUUGAUGCCUUUCCUCUACUCGAAAAGAGCCGCGGAUCAGAAUGUCAAGGUUGAAAGUCAGAAGCAGAAGACUAGCUCACGUUAUUUUGAAUCACCAAAUCUGUCUAUUUGA
Messenger RNA from Aspergillus caelatus, 4470 nucleotides. RefSeq lists its product as uncharacterized. The coding region runs from base 1 to 4470 and encodes 1489 amino acids. The record is from RefSeq and is a predicted model, not a curated record. The transcript has 11 exons. Lineage: Eukaryota; Fungi; Ascomycota; Eurotiomycetes; Eurotiales; Aspergillaceae.